Messenger RNA from Brassica napus (rape), 1660 nucleotides. RefSeq lists its product as uncharacterized. The record is from RefSeq and is a predicted model, not a curated record. Lineage: Eukaryota; Viridiplantae; Streptophyta; Magnoliopsida; Brassicales; Brassicaceae. Bases 104 to 1525 code for a protein of 473 amino acids. The transcript has 2 exons.
UCUAUUAAAUUAAAAUAUCACUUCCAAAAAAUACAAAACUAAAAAUUUCAGAACAAGAUAGAGAGAGAGAGAGAGAGAGAGAGAAAAGGAGAUUACAACCACAAUGGACGAUUCAAACACAAGAAGCCAAACUAAGAAGACGAAGAAGCUUCAGAAAGACAAGAACAAGAACAAGAAGAACAACAUCCCUACUGUUUGGUUCUCUCUCAAGAAAUCUCUCCACUGCAAAUCCGAACCAUCCGACGUCCACGUCCCCAAAUCCACAAAACACCUCACCACAAUCUCCACCAAGCGCAUCUCCACCGCCAACUCCUCCCUACCCUCCGCCGGAUGCGGCGGCGGCUUAUCCGGAUGCUCGAGAUCGAUAGCGAAUCUCAAAGACGUGAUCCACGGGAGCAAACGCCACUUCGAGAAACCGCCGAUAAGCAGUCCUCGCUCCAUCGGAAGCAACGAGUUCCUCAACCCCAUAACCCACGAAGUCAUCCUCAGCAACUCCACCUGCGAGCUCAAAAUCACCGGCGUCGGAGACAUGGCUUCGCCCGCCGGAGCAACGGAAUCCGGCGGUGGCGGCGGAGGAAACGGACGGUCGACGACUUUUGUGGGGAUGCUGAGGCCGGGGACGCCGAUGCAUCAUCUGAACCACUCUGCUUCUCACCGGAGCCAUGCUUCGUCGACGGCGGCGAAAAAGGGAUCCUUUGCUUCGUCGGAGAGAGAGGUAACAGGAGAAGGGUUUCACACAAAGAGGAGAGUUUCUUUGGAGAUGAACAGAGACUCCGCCGUUAACGGAGGCAAAUACUCUGUUUCUUGCCAUAAGUGUGGUGAACAGUUCAACAAACUCGAAGCUGCAGAAGCUCAUCAUCUCUCUAAACACGCCGUGACGGAGCUCGUAGAAGGCGACUCGUCGAGGAAGAUAGUGGAGAUAAUCUGUAGAACGAGCUGGUUAAAGUCAGAGAACCAAUGCGGGAGAAUAGACCGUGUCCUAAAAGUACACAACAUGCAGAAGACACUAGCUCGGUUCGAGGAGUACAGAGAGACGGUGAAGAUCAGAGCGAGCAAGCUCCAGAAGAAGCAUCCGAGAUGUCUCGCCGACGGCAACGAGCUGCUCAGGUUCCACGGCACCACCGUGGCUUGCGGUUUGGGGAUAAACGGGUCGACGAGCCUCUGCACGGCGGAAAAGUGCUGCGUCUGCCGGAUCAUACGGAACGGGUUCUCGGCGAAGCGGGAGAAGAAUAACGGUGUUGGGGUUUUCACGGCGUCGACGAGCGGGAGAGCGUUUGAGUCGAUUUUGGUGGAGGAGGGAGAUGGGGAGAGGACGGUGACGGUGAGGAAGGUGUUGAUUGUGUGUAGGGUUAUAGCCGGGAGAGUUCAUAGGCCGGUGGAGAAUGUGGAGGAGGUGAAUGGGUUGAUGAUGAGUGGGUUUGAUUCUUUGGCUGGAAAAGUUGGGUUGUAUACAAAUGUGGAGGAGCUUUAUUUGCUCAAUCCUAGAGCUUUGCUUCCUUGCUUUGUGGUAAUCUGCAAGUCUUAAAAAAUAUUUAGCAUUUUUGUUUUGGCAGAAAGGUCAAAAUGUUCUUGUUAUUUGUUCAUAAUUUCAGUUUUUACCAUCUUGUUCCGAAUUUGUUUUCAAGGUGAAUUUGGAAUUUAAAUUUUUAAUUUUCGGCUA